Messenger RNA from Lucilia sericata (common green bottle fly), 1256 nucleotides. RefSeq lists its product as uncharacterized. The transcript is spliced from 3 exons. Lineage: Eukaryota; Metazoa; Arthropoda; Insecta; Diptera; Calliphoridae. The record is from RefSeq and is a predicted model, not a curated record. The coding region runs from base 866 to 1162 and encodes 98 amino acids.
CACUACAGACAUUCCGACCAUUUUGUCAACAGCUUUUCUUAUGGAUGUAAAAAUUUUACGAUUCUGGAUGUUGCAGUUUCUGAGAUAUGUAACUUUAAUGCUUAUUAUGUAUGUAGGCGUGACUCCUCACCCACUUGAAAUUUUAAAAUAUAAUGUUGCCUUUAACUUCUUCCAGACAUAAAGGAAUACACUGUGAAAAUUUCAAGAAAAUCGAUUCAGCCUUUUUAUCGCCCAGCAGUUCGGUCGGACAGUCCCGAAAUACCUAUUUAACCUACCACUUAGGGUUACCCCUAGCCAUUGACUGUCCAGGUGACUAACUAUUAAAACAUGCACUUGUCCUAUGAGGAAGUCAAUCGUCAAUCAAUCGAAGAGACAAACAAAAAGCUUAAGUUUUUUUAUUAAGUGUCCCCUAUCUCUAGGUUAUGAAGAGGCAGACAAGUGCUUUGUAAGUGUCCCCUCUCUCGCUUACAAAGGGAGCACUAAAAUGACGAUUAUCUUCACUCUCGUUUACAAAGAGUACAUCCGUGACGAAAGAUGAAUUAGAGCCAACCAGGUGGUUAGACUUUAGUGAAAAUCACUGAAUAUUCUUAUUAAAAUAUGUAUGUAUAAUAAACCCUGUAUUUAUUAAGAUAUUAUUCAUUUAUUUCAGGUUUAUUACACACAUUUUCCAUACAAAAUUCCGUCAAUAAACCGUCAACAUCUUCAUUAGGCAUUUGUAAUGUGGGGGUAAAAUUAUUAAUAUCAGUGCUAAUUAAAUAUGUAAAUAACCAGCGCUAUAUAUGUACAUACAUCAUUAUUUUUCUCACUUUAAGAUCUCAAAAUUAAAUUUAACAUUUAGUUAACUGUUGAUAGUGUGCAAGAAAACAUGAAUUUUUUAAUAUUUUUAGCUUUAAGUGUAACUGUUUUUUCACAGGAUUACUCAGGAGACUUCAAAGAUCCGGAUCAUCCUGGUAAAUGUGUCCGUGAUGGUUUAAUUCUUUCUCCUGGUGAGGAGAGAAAAGUACCUGGGGAAUGUGCUCUGAUGACGUGCUAUGACGACGGCUUUGCCACAUUUAAAACAUGUGGUACAAUGGUGGCUCCACCUGGAUGUCAAUUUGGUGACUAUUUUGAUAUUGAUGCUCCAUUUGGUGACUGUUGUGAAAUGACAUAUUCCUGUUAUUAAUUAAUAAUUUAGAAUAUACAAAAAUAAAAAAGUCUGAAUCUUAUUUAUAAAUUAGGCGUGAGCUUACCACGUUUGUUAACAUUUAGACAACGGA